Plectropomus leopardus (leopard coralgrouper) is the source of this 1209-nucleotide messenger RNA. Lineage: Eukaryota; Metazoa; Chordata; Actinopteri; Perciformes; Serranidae. The record is from RefSeq and is a predicted model, not a curated record.
AGCAGCAGCAUCACCAAGAGAAAUUGGACGUCCAUACGAUUUUAAAGUGCUUAGCAUUAAAACACAAACAGCAUCUCUUCUCUCCAAAGUAAUCCAUUACUGACAAUUAAUGUCAAACAGCACGCUGGAGCAGCUUCAUGCUGCCUCGCUGAGUGAAACAUUGCUAAUGGAAAGAAAGCCUUAUAAGAUCCAGCUGGUCAAAAUACACCUAAAUGCAGCAUAAUGCCUUCAAAAGUGUCAUGUUUAUACAUUUUGACAGUGGUCUGCUGGGCGAGUGCUCUGUGGUACUUGAGUAUUUCUCGCCCAACAUCCACCUAUGUUGGCCACAUGUCUGUGCCUAUACGCAAGACCGCGAAAACCCCAAAAAACAUCACCUUCACCAACAUCCACACCCGCACGCUUAACCCACAUGCCUUUGAAUUUGUCAUCAAUGAGCCGAAGAAGUGUGAAAGUGCGGCUCCCUUCCUGGUCAUCCUCAUCAGCACCACGCACAAGGAGUUUGAUGCGCGGCAGGCCAUCCGGGAAACCUGGGGGGAUGAGAGCACCUUCACGGACAUCCGCAUCCUCACCAUCUUUCUGCUGGGCAGGAACACGGACCCCGUCCUGAACCAGAUGGUGGAGCAGGAGAGCCAGAUCUUCCAUGACAUUGUGGUGGAGAACUUUAUUGAUUCCUACCACAACCUCACCCUCAAGACCAUGAUGGGAAUGCGCUGGGUGGCUACCUACUGCCCGAAAGCGCAGUAUGUCAUGAAGACGGACAGCGACAUCUUUGUCAACAUGGACAAUCUGAUCUACAAGCUCCUGAAGCCCACCACCAAGCCAAGGAGGAGAUAUUUUACUGGCUAUGUUAUAAACGGUGGUCCCAUAAGGGAUAUGCGCAGUAAGUGGUACAUGUCCAGGGACUUGUAUCCUGACAGUAAAUACCCUCCUUUCUGUUCAGGCACUGGCUAUGUGUUCUCAGCAGACGUUGCAGACCUAAUCUUCAAGACGUCAUUACACACAAGACUGUUGCACCUGGAGGAUGUGUAUGUGGGACUGUGUUUGCGUAAGCUGGGUAUACAUCCAUAUCAGAACAGUGGUUUUAAUCACUGGAAGAUGGCCUACAGUCUGUGCAGGUACAGACGGGUAAUCACCGUGCACCAGAUCUCCCCAGAGGAGAUGCACCGCAUUUGGAACGACAUGUCCAGCAAGAAGCACCUGAGAUGUUAA